Messenger RNA from Argentina anserina (silverweed cinquefoil), 3879 nucleotides. RefSeq names its product disease resistance protein RUN1-like. The record is from RefSeq and is a predicted model, not a curated record. Gene Ontology annotation, molecular function: ATP hydrolysis activity; ADP binding. Bases 48 to 3689 code for a protein of 1213 amino acids. Gene Ontology annotation, biological process: signal transduction; defense response. NCBI's taxonomy places the organism in Eukaryota, Viridiplantae, Streptophyta, Magnoliopsida, Rosales, Rosaceae. The transcript has 5 exons.
UAAAUUGCCAUUCAAUCUCCUCACUCAUUCUGCUGCAAUCGAACAAUAUGGAUUCGAGCACACCUCAAUUCGGAACCUCUUCUUCCUCUUCAUCUUCUUCUUCUUCCACCCAUUCAUUCACACACGAUGUUUUUCUGAGCUUCAGAGGUCCAGAUACGCGCAACAAUAUCACAUGCCAAUUGCACAGAGCUUUGGUUGACAAGGGUAUCUACACCUUCAUUGAUAAUGACCUUACAAGAGGAAAAGAUAUCUCAAAUGAGCUUCUCCAAGUAAUUGAAGGUUCAAGGAUUGCCAUUGUUGUAUUCUCUGCAAACUAUGCAUAUUCAAAGUGGUGCUUGGAGGAGCUCGUUAAGAUCUUUCAGUGUAAAGAGUCCAAGCAACAAAUCGUUUACCCUAUUUUCUACAAGGUACAACCCUCGGAGAUACGAUACCAGAAGGGCCACUUUGGUGAGGGAAUUGCUCACCUUAGCAAAUACAAGGAUAACUUGGAAAAGGUGGAGAGUUGGAAGGCAGUUCUUAGAGAAGCAGCAACUUUGUCUGGGUGGCUCAUCAUGGAAGGAGGACAUGAAGCAACUGUCCUUGAUGAAAUUGUUAAAGAGAUAUCAUCCAAACUAAUGAAAUACACCUCUUUGGAUGUGGCAACAUAUCCUGUUGGAAUAGAAUCUCGUGUGGAAAACGUAGUUAAGCUUCUAAAUGUUGCAGAAGAUGAUCCUCAAAUGAUAGGGAUAUGGGGAGUUGGCGGAAUAGGAAAGACAACACUUGCAAAAGCUGUUUACAAUUCAAUUAGCAAUAUGUUUGAACAUAGCUGUUUCCUAUCAAUUGUUAAGGAAGAAUCAUCUUCACAUGGAGAUGGAGCUCUUGUCAAGCUACAAAACAUUUUGCUUUCUAAGAUUAUAGAGAGGAAUCCACCUAAGUUGACCAAUAUUGAUGAAGGAAUCAAUUUGCUGAAGAAAAACCUAAGCAAAAAAAGAGUUCUAUUAGUUCUUGAUGAUGUUACAAACAUUAAACAAUUAAGAAAACUUGCUGGAGGGUGUGAUUGGUUUGGUCCAAGAAGUAGAGUGAUCAUAACAACAAGAGAUAAGAAUUGCCUAGAGGCUCAUAGCGUCAAGAAAAUAUAUGAUGCCAAGGAAUUAGAUGAUGUAGAAGCUUUGAAGCUCUUCAGUUUUAAUGCCUUUAGAGGAAAUAUAUAUAUAGAUGAAUUCUCUGACCUUGCACAGAGCGUAGUACGUUAUGCAAAAGGAAUUCCAUUAGUGUUGGAAGUUUUGGGGUCAGAUCUAUGUAGUAAAAGUAAGGAUGAGUGGGAAGAUGCAUUAAAGUAUUACAAAAAAUAUCCUAAACAAAAGGUUCAAGAAAUUCUCCAAAGGAGUUACGAGGGAUUGGAGCAUGGAGUAAAAGAAGUUUUUCUUCACAUUGCAUGUUUUUUCAAGAAUUACAGACAUAGGGAGGUGAUAACUAUUCUACGAUGUUGUGACCUGAAUCCCACGUUUGCUCUCAAAGUCCUCAAAGAGAAGGCCUUAAUCAAAUUUCAAAUUGACCCUUUUUGGAAGGAGAAUAUCAUUUGGAUGCAUGACCUUAUAGAAGACAUGGGAAAAGAAAUUGUUCGGCGAGAGUCUCCUAAUGAGCCAGGACGCCGAAGUAGACUCUGGAAUUAUGAAGAUGUUUAUAAAGUUCUUGAGGAUAACAAAGGGACGGAUAAAAUUAAGGGUAUCGUGUUGGAUCCGGAAGCUCAACAAAAAAUACGGUUAAACAGCGGUAGCUUCAAAAACAUGAAAAAUCUUCAAAUUCUUGAAGUACUCAACUUGGAUAAACUUGAUGCAGAAGUUCAAUUGGAUUAUCUCCCCGACGAGUUGAGGGCCAUUAAUUGGACUGAUACUUCAUUACAAUCGUUGCCAGCGAAUUUUAAUCCGAGGAAACUUGGUAUGCUGCACAUGAAGGGGCCCUGCACGAUUCCACUAGUGAACCAGGGAUUCAAGAAUAUGCCACAUUUGAAAUCUAUCCAAUUGUGGUCUGGUCGUGGUCUAGCAACAAUUCCCGAUUUAUCUGGUUUAACAAGCCUGGAGAGAUUAUCCAUACGCUAUUGCAAUGAUUUAGUUGAAGUUCAUCCUUCGGUUGGCCGUCUCGAUAAGCUGACCCAUUUGGAAAUUACAUUUUGUAAGAAUCUCUGGAUGUUUCCUAAUAAAAUAAAGUUGAAAUCUUUGGAAACUCUGGAUCUAUCUAAUUACCCGCUUGCGUUCUUCCCUAAAAUUGAGGGAGAGAUGAAGUCUCUGAGUCGCCUGAGUUUGAGUUGCACUCGCAUUAAAAAGCUACCAUGCUCGGUUGGAAAUCUCACAGGCCUCAAAUCCUUGUCCUUAUAUUCUUGCCAUGAUCUUACGAAUGUCCCGUCUAGUAUCUUCUAUAAAUUGCAACGUCUGGAGGAUCUUGAUCUACGGAAGUGCGAUAACCUUGUUACGUUUCCAACAAUGUCAGUAACACUAGCUCCACCGGUCUUUUCAGCGAGAUUACGACGAGUUCGCCUGAACGGUUGCCAGAGGCUUGAAGAAAUUUCAGAAUUUGCACGAGAAAUAGAAUCCUUAGACGUGACUGGAUGCAGGAGUUUGGAAGGAAUUUCACAUUUGUCAAACAAUUUGGAGUCGACGGAUCAAAAAAUGAUGGCUCGAAUCGAAUUGACUGACUGCCAAAAGCUCUGCGACAAUCUGGCUGGUCGACUAGUAUCAAAGGUUGCAGUUGACAACAAGCUACUACUAAGUCAUGUGCUCAAGAAGAGAAAUACAAUGCCAUCAUCUGAAGAUUUGAUGGGAGAGGCUGAGAAAUUGACGGCUCUGUUGUCUUUAUUCAUCUCUUGUGCGAAUUCUGAAGAAUUUCUAGUAAAAUUUCCAGCAAGUGCUCCAAUUCCAAACUGGCUCAGCCACCGUCAUGAUGUCGAAUAUGCUGCAAAUGAGGAGCAUGAGUUUUUUAUUAAAAUUCCUCAAAAUGUCAAUUGGGACAGCACAGGGUUGGCUCUCUGCAUGAGUCGCCGGUUUGUUGGUAUGUAUAAAUCUGAUGAUAGAUUUCCGGAAUAUUAUCAAGACAGUGAAGAAAAGUUGUAUCGCCACAGGCGAGAGAUUUACAUCAAUGGAGUGAGAUUUCAUGAUGAAGGGCUGGAACCAGGUCACCUAUGGCUGCACUAUAUUCCAAUAAAAACAAUAAAGAGGAGGUUGGGUGAGAGUGGGAUGCCGCCGCCUGAUACGCUUCGAGUUCGGUUUUGUUAUUACAUUUUCUUCGAGGGAAGCUGCGGGGUCCAGCUGAUCGAAGACAGAGCAGCUGUGUUGCAGGUCAUUGGAAACGCAUUUAGUAGUCUUCCUGAUUGGCAAGAAGAGGCCUAUCAAAAGAUCAAAGUCAUGAAGGAGACUUACAUGCCCGAAUUGUAUGAAAUGUACCAGAAAGUUGUUAGUUCAGUUCAGGAGCAAGAGUUGCUUCCACCAGAUCAAGAUAAGCUUGAGAAGCUAAAAGUGUUUGAGACCAUGUUGGAGUGCCUUAUUACAGUGUUACUGCAUCCCAAAGUUAACAUUUCACCUGAUUUGAAGGAGGAUUUGGUUUUACAUGAGAAUCGGAUGAUAAAUUUUAUUCGUGCAAACAAACUGGGUGUACCUGUUUCUUCUCUGCCUGUUUCUUCUCUCCAUCUUCCCCCAUCUGAGAUGCAUGAUUACUGAGAUAUUGAUGAUAUUGUAGCCGUUUGGAGCAGUUUGGAGCAUCUGGAUUCUGUUGCAUAGUUGUUAGUGAAGUCUUGUGUGAUUGGGGUUCAUCUCUUUAGAGACACAGAUCCACUUAGUGAGGGACUGUUAGUUGUUGAGGGUGGUUAGAGUACUUUUCUGGUUUUCUCUCUACACCCAUUUGGUGUAU